Molecule: messenger RNA, 4348 nt
Organism: Pungitius pungitius (ninespine stickleback)
Lineage: Eukaryota; Metazoa; Chordata; Actinopteri; Perciformes; Gasterosteidae
Gene: prkg2
Product: protein kinase cGMP-dependent 2
Exons: 19
Coding region: 146-2467 (773 amino acids)
Biological process (GO): protein phosphorylation
Molecular function (GO): cGMP-dependent protein kinase activity; ATP binding
Source: RefSeq, a predicted model, not a curated record
GAGAGGAGGGGAUGAGGGGAGGAGGGGGGAGGAUGCGGCGCUGCGUAGGGAGAUGGAGCGGCUCUCUGCUGAUGCUCCGAUGCGCGCACACGUCGCUUCCUCUUCGGACUCGUCUGAAGGCUGAGCUCCAGAAGCAGGUGACAGGAUGGGGAACGGCUCCAUGAAAUCGAAGCGGUACAAACCCUCGGACGGCUCCGCCCCGGCGCCCGGCUGCCGAGGCCCCAAGAACCCGUCCCUAGACUCGCUGAGGGCCCGGGUGGACGAGCUGGAGCGGGAGGGCAAGCGGAGGGACGAGGAGCUCCGCGCAAAGGAGAAGCGCAUACAAGACCUCCAGGAGCAGCUGGCCAAACAGACGGACUCUCUGGCCGAGCUGAGCGAGGAGCUGCAGGAGAAGAACGUCCAGCUGAACAAGCUGCAGGACGUGAUGAAGAGCCAGAGCGGGGCGGCGGCGUCCUCCAGGCCGCCGUCCAUCAGGGCCAGCUGCAGGACCAGCCCCAAACUCAGCGUUCGCAUCAAGGGGAGCCUCAACAGGAGGAAAGGGGCCAAAUCGGGGGUGUCUGCCGAACCCACGUCCAGGACCUACGACUCCAGCGGCCUGCCCAAGUUCUCCUUCGAGAAGGCCCGCGUGCCGAAGGACGCCAGCAUCAAGAAGCUGCUGGCAGAGGCCCUGAACAAGAACCAGUACCUGAAGAGGCUGGAGCUGCAGCAGAUCAAAGACAUGGUGGAGUGCAUGUACGAGCGCACCUACCAGCAGGGCGAGUACGUCAUCACGCAGGGAGAGCCCGGGAACCACCUGUUCGUCCUGGCAGAUGGCAAGCUGGACGUGUUUCAACACAACAAACUGCUGGCGUCCAUAACGGUGUGGACCACCUUUGGAGAAUUAGCCAUUCUCUACAACUGCACGCGGACGGCGUCGGUCCGAGCGGUGAACAAAGUGAGGACGUGGGCGCUGGACCGCGAGGUGUUUCAGAACAUCAUGAGGAGGACGGCCGAGACGCGACACGAGCAGUACCGCAACUUCCUCCGAAGUGUCUCACUCUUGGCGUAUCUACCCGAGGACAAGCUCAGCAAAAUAGUGGACUGCCUCGAGGUGGAAUACUAUGACAAGGGAGAGCACGUCAUCCGGGAGGGGGAGGAGGGCAGCACCUUCUACAUCAUCGCACAGGGGAAGGUGAAGGUGACCCAGACCACCGAGGACCACAAGCUGCCGCAGACCAUCAACACGCUGCAGAAGGGAGACUACUUUGGAGAGAAGGCCCUGAUCAGCGACGAUGUGCGGUCGGCUAACAUCAUUGCCGACGAGAACGGGGUGGAGUGCCUGGUCAUCGACAGAGAGACCUUUAACCAGACGGUGGGGACCUUCAAUGAGCUGCAGAAGUACCUGGAGGGCUACGUGGCCACGCUGGACCGCGACGACAAGAAGAGACACGCCAGGAGGUCGGUGUCCCGCCACCAGAGCCAGCCGCUGUCGGCGGACGUCAUCCAGCUGAAGGACAGGGUGUCGGCGUUCCCUCCGUCCAGGCCCUUCGAGCACCUGGAGGUCAUCGCCACCCUCGGGGUCGGCGGCUUCGGGCGAGUAGAACUGGUGAAGGUGCAGGGCGAGGACGUCACCUUUGCGCUAAAGGUCAUCAAGAAAAAGCACAUUGUGGACAACAGGCAGGAGGAGCACAUCCACUCGGAGAGGAAGAUCCUCGCCGAGGCUCGCUCGCCAUUCGUUGUCAAACUGUAUCGCACAUUUAAGGACAACAAGUAUGUGUACAUGCUGCUGGAGGCCUGCCUGGGGGGGGAGAUCUGGAGUCUGCUCAGAGACAGGGGGAGUUUUGACGAGCCCACCGCCAAAUUCUGCAUCGGCUGCGUCACCGAGGCGUUCGAUUACCUGCAUCGCAAAGGCGUCCUCUACAGAGACCUGAAGCCGGAGAAUCUCAUGCUGGACGCCGAGGGGUACAUCAAGCUGGUUGACUUUGGUUUUGCCAAGAAGAUCCGAUGCGGCCAAAAGACGUGGACCUUCUGCGGGACACCGGAGUACGUGGCCCCUGAGAUCAUCCUCAACAAAGGCCACAACUUCAGUGUGGACUUCUGGUCUCUGGGCAUCCUGGUGUUCGAGCUCCUCACCGGCAGUCCUCCGUUCACAGGAAGUGACCAGAUGAUGACGUACACCUUCAUCUUGAAAGGUAUCGAGAAAAUGGACUUUCCCAAGAAGGUCACAAAGAGACCCGAGGACCUCAUACGGAAGCUGUGCAGGCGGAAUCCAUCGGAGCGACUGGGAAACCUCAAAAACGGAAUAACGGAUAUCAAGAAGCACCGGUGGUUUAACGGCUUCAACUGGGAGGGACUGAAGGCCAUGACUAUACCAUCUCCUCUGAAAAGAGAACUCACGGGGCCGACAGAUCACAGCUAUUUCGACAGCUACCCUCCAGACGAGGACAGUCCUCCGGAUGAGCUGUCCGGUUGGGACAUGGACUUCUGAGACCUCCCGCUCCAUCUUUCCUUGUUGUCCGUCCUUUGCCCACCUCACCAGCCAGAUUAAUGGGCAAAGUGGGUGUUCAGGGGAUCUUACAUGGUGGAGGUCGUCAGGAAACAGUGGCUGCACUAAGCUGGUUUCUUUGUGAGCUCAUGAUUGGCCGUCUUCACACAAAAAACACAAGACUCAAGUUAAACAGCUCGUUACCAUCACUAUCCUUUCAGCUAAUCUAUCUGACAGGCACUGCAGCAAACCAGGUACAAUGUAGUGCUAACAGUGGUACAACAAUAGCAGCGAGUUAGCAUUGAAGCUAAAAUCCCUAAAACUGAAAAGCAGCAGGAAGUUCUCCACAGUCUGCUGCUGAGGAACGUUGCCCCUUUGGGUUGCAAUCAGAUGGAAACCUCCGGAUCUGCCGCGUGAAGCCGAUGCAACUUGCGUUUUCCCGUCUGACCAGCAGGGGUCAGUCAGGUUGCAAAAAGACGUCUGAUUGUAUAGAAGUCUAUGAGAAAAUGUUACUACUCCUCACUUGAUUUAUGACCUCAGUAAACAUUGUAAACAUGAGUUUUCUUUCUCAGACUCUGGUUUUGUGCAUUUAGUAAAUUAUGGUCUAUUUCUACUCAACUAUACCGUAAAGCAGAGAAUGCUUUAGGGCGGGGCCUACUGUGAUUGACGGAUCACUGCGGCUACCAGAGACCUAUCCGUCACUUCGUCACUCGUCCCCCAAACUUCCAAAUAACCCAACAUAUGACUCUCUCUGCUGCUUUGCUUCAGUCUCAAGAUACUAUAUAUAUAUUAAUAUAAAAUAUGACGAAAGAGUUGAGUUACGAGGUGAGCUAACCCCUAACCCUAACCCACACCACCAGUCAAAGUAUUUUAACAACCUAAAAUGUAAAAUUUAAAUGUUUGUUUCAGUCCGCAAUUGUGAUUCCCCAAUAUAACUUUUGCAUCGCAAACAAUUGAGUUAAUGUGCUUGAGUCUUCAGUUAUUUAUUUGCUGAAGCUCUGUGUUUAGCAUAAGCUAGCGCUUAAGCCAAGAGGUCUUGAACAAAAAGACUGCGGUGAAAACAAGUCAAAAGGGCAACGUAGACCUAUUCAAUCAGAGACAAACACUGCGCCAAAACCACCGAGGGAAGCAACUCCACAAACUCAACAUUCCCCGCUCUGUGGUCUGUGGCUCCAAAGUUGGUGGUCAUUGAUCACGGCGUUAGCUUCGCUAAGCUAGCCUGCAGACCUCCUCUCAUAACGGUCACAGUGUGAGGGUUCUCACAUUCCUCAAUCGAUCUACGCCCGGAUGAUAAUCUCUUACAGACACCUCUGGAAUAUUAUAUUCAGGGCCCUCACGAUGCCUCCAGAUGUGGUUGGUGGGGGAUAAUUGGGAUGCAGCUGCAACGUCUCUAUUUCCUUACAGCCAGGGGAAUUUGGAAUUACAUGUCCAGCUUGUUUACGUCUGUUGAGAAAAGGAGGUGUGUGUCUGUGUGUGUGUGUGUGUGUGUGUGUGAGAUGACACUUCAAAUAAGGAAAGCAAUUGGAGAACAAACAGAUUCCAAGGAGGCUCUGUGACUUUUCCACUUUCUCACUGGUAUCCCACACGCAAAACGCUUUGGGCUGAGGAGCAUCAAGGGUUCCUUUGCUAACGGUGUCGUCAUCGCGAAGAAAACUACCCGAGAAGAACAUGGAGACCUUCCCCACGUUGUGUAAGGUACAUGGUGCCUGAAGGAAUUGUUUCUUUGUAGACCUCACGUGUGUCCGUCCAGGGAGACGCGUGAGACGCUGUGGCCUCGAGAUAAUGACUCUGCACGCAGGACACAGCUGUGUUUGUUAAUAUGUCCAAAUUGCCUCUUCUCUUAUUAAAUCACAUCGUUUUCUGAGAAUUACUUAAAACAACCUG